Orbilia oligospora ATCC 24927 is the source of this 822-nucleotide messenger RNA. RefSeq lists its product as uncharacterized. The record is from RefSeq and is a predicted model, not a curated record. NCBI's taxonomy places the organism in Eukaryota, Fungi, Ascomycota, Orbiliomycetes, Orbiliales, Orbiliaceae. The transcript has 2 exons. The coding region runs from base 1 to 822 and encodes 273 amino acids.
AUGGCCGACGCUCCAGAUACAAAGGUGCCAAUUCUGGUAAGGCUGAACUCGAGGGCACGCUUGCUCAGCUAUACCGUCAAAGAGGACAUCACGGCCCCAGCCCAAUACUACCCGUACUCCAUCCCUCGAAGCAAGAAACCCGAAUCGGAAUCGACUAAUAAUGCUACUAACUUAAAUGAUACAGCUACGUCCCAUGUUGAAGAAAACGACCGAAGUAUCAUCAUAUACGGUACCAAAAAAGGACUCACAAUCCUUUACCCUCGACGCUGCCGGUUGAGUGAAGGAGCGUGUUCUCCACGAUCUAUUAACGAAGAAUCCUUUGGAACGGAUGGCGACAUAGACAUGGACGUCGAUGAGGGUGGUUCGGUCAUCCCCAGUAACUCUGAAGGCAAACUUCCCGAAGAACUCCCUCGCAAAAAGACGUACACCAAUGCUCCAAAGUACGAAUCGGACAGCGAGCCUGAGGAUUAUAGCAUCCAAAAGAAUGCACGCUUCCCAUGGAAGUUUUUAGUUGAACUUGGUAGCCCAGUCAUCGAGUUUGCGGUUCCUGGGCCCUCUCACUCUGCUCCAGAGUACAACUACCUGGAAUUCCUCCCGUGGCUGGAGAAGAUGUACCUUACAGCUAUCACCGCUGAUGGGAAAGCUCACCUCAUCAUUCUCCCAUUGCGACUUCCGCCCCCAGGUGUAUCCUCAAAUCAGCUUGGUUCGAAUGACUUUCCAGUCCAUACCAUGCUUUUGAGCCCUCGAAAACCAGGACAAAUCCGACCAAAAGGAAUAUGCGUCGAUUUUAUGCGCCGACUACAAACCCCGAAUUCGCCUUAG